AUUGACACUGAUCACUGACCUACAACCCCUAUAUAAACACUUCCCCCUCAACCCCAUAUCCUCAAACACACAAAACCCCAACUUUCUCUCUCUACAAUCCAUCAACCAAUUUCUCUCCUCCUCUUCCUCUCUCAUCACUCCAAAGAUCAUCAACCAUGGUUGUUGAGGUUAGGGAGAACGGCGCCGUCGUGGAGGUGGCCGACGGCGGCAAGGCGGCGGCGGCGGCGAAGCUGACGGUGAAGCGCGGCGAGCCGGAGCUGGUGGCGCCGGCGGAGGCGACGCCGACGGGGGAGAAGUACUACCUGUCCAACCUGGACCAGAACAUCGCCGUGAUCGUGCAGACGGUGUACUGCUACAAGCCACCGGCGGCGAGCGGCGGCGACAAUGGCGACGCGGUGGCCGUGCUCCGCGACGCGCUGGCGAAGGUGCUCGUCCACUACCACCCGCUGGCGGGGCGGCUGACGAUCAGCGCGGAGAUGAAGCUCGCCGUGGAGCUCACCGGCGAGGGCGCCGUGUUCGUCGCCGCCGACGCCGGGUACGACCUCGCCGACGUCGGCGACCUCACCAAGCCCGACCCCGCCGCGCUCGGCCACCUCGUCUACUCCAUCCCCGGCGCCAAGAACAUCCUCGAGAUGCCCCCCAUGACGGCGCAGGUGACACGGUUCAAGUGCGGCGGCUUCGCGCUGGGGCUCGCCAUGAACCACUGCAUGUUCGACGGGCUGGGCGCCAUGGAGUUCGUCAACUCGUGGGCGGAGACGGCGCGCGGCGCCGCCGAGCUCACCGUGCCGCCGUUCCUGGACCGCACGUUGCUCCGCGCGCGCGACCCCCCGGUGAUCUCCUUUGAGCACCACGAGUUCGAGGAGAUCCCCGACGUCUCCGACACGGCGGCGCUCUACGCCGACCAGGACCUCCUCUACCGCUCCUUCUGCUUCGACCCGGACCGCCUCGAGCGCGUCCGCGCGCUCGCCCUCGCCGGCGCCGGCGCCGAGAACGGCGACGACCUCGUCGGCGGGCGGUGCACCACCUUCGAGGCGCUGUCGGGGCUCGUCUGGCGCGCGCGCACCCGCGCCCUGGGCCUCGCGCCGGAGCAGCGGACGAAGCUGCUGUUCGCCGUGGACGGGCGGCGCCGCUUCGAGCCGCCGCUCCCCCGCGGCUACUUCGGCAACGGCAUCGUGCUGACGAACGCGGUGGCGACCGCCGGCGAGCUGCUGUCGUCGCCGCCGUCGCGCGCGGCGGGGCUGGUGCAGGCGGCGGUGCGGAUGGUGACCGACGGGUACAUGCGGUCGGCGGUGGACUACUUCGAGGCGACGCGGGCGCGGCCGUCGCUGGCGUCGACGCUGCUGAUCACGACGUGGUCCAGGCUCGCCUUCCACGGCGCCGACUUCGGCUGGGGCGCGCCGGCGAUGUCCGGCCCCGUCACGCUGCCGGAGAAGGAGGUCAUCCUCUUCCUCGCGCACGGCGAGGAGAGGAAGAGCAUCAACGUCCUCCUCGGCCUCCCGGCGUCCGCCAUGGACGCCUUCCAAGAGCUCAUGGACGAGAUAUGAUGAAAAAAAAGGAUGGAUUGCAUUGGUCACAUGGUUUAUGAUGCAUAUGGAUGGUGUUCUUCUUUUCUUUUAUGGUUAAAUUUAAAAUUUGCAUGGGUUUAUACACUUUGUAGUGUGGUGUUUUGUUUUUAAUGAUUAAUUGUGGUGAGCAUGUGUUAAAUGUUAAUCAGCUGCUCUAUGUUGGUGUUUGAUAAGAGGCACUGUGGCAAAAUGGUUGUAACUUGUAAGAUGGUUUAAUGAUAAUGAGAAGCAAUUGGUAUUUGUUUAGUUAA
Molecule: messenger RNA, 1816 nt
Organism: Oryza sativa Japonica Group (Japanese rice)
Lineage: Eukaryota; Viridiplantae; Streptophyta; Magnoliopsida; Poales; Poaceae
Product: omega-hydroxypalmitate O-feruloyl transferase
Molecular function (GO): acyltransferase activity, transferring groups other than amino-acyl groups
Source: RefSeq, a predicted model, not a curated record